AUGCUAUCGCAACUACUUGUUCUGGCUCACCUGUGUCUUCUAUGGCCCCUAGCCGUGUCCGCGAUCAGCCCUGCCCGCCUCGCCGAACUUCGAAACGCGACCACACAGGUCUUCCACCAUGGCUGGGACAACUACAUGCGCAUUGCGUUUCCGGAAGACGAGCUGCGACCGAUCUCUUGCACCCCACUGACGCGCGAUCCCGCGAAUCCCGGAAACUACGAUCUCAAUGAUGUCCUCGGGAACUACUCCCUUACCCUCAUCGACAGCCUAUCGACCUUGGCAAUACUUGCCGGCACUCCGUCUGAUCAAAACACCGCUGUAUGGGCCUUGCAGGAAUUCCAGCAGAGCGUGACGGCUUUCGUGGAAUACUACGGAGACGGCAGACGAGGCCCUUCUGGGAAAGGACGAAGAGCACGAGGGUUCGAUCUUGACAGCAAAGUACAGGUCUUCGAGACGGUCAUCAGAGGGGUAGGCGGCUUGCUGAGCGCACACCUGUUCGCUGUCGGAGAAUUACCCAUACCGGGUUACAACCCAGGCCACGUUUUCAACGAGGACGAGGAGUCGGACCCGUUGGAGCUGCAUCCGGUAUCCUGGCCGAACGGUUUCAAGUAUGACGGCCAACUUCUAAGGCUGGCGAUGGAUCUCGCGGAGCGACUUCUGCCGGCGUUCUACACAAAGACAGGUCUACCGUACCCGAGGGUCAACUUGCGACACGGCAUUCCGUUCUACGUCAACUCCCCGCUCCAUAAAGUCUCCCGAGAUGACCCAGACUCGCCUCGAGCUACGAACGAGAAAACGGACACGUGCAGUGCCGGCGCAGGAAGUCUCGUUUUGGAGUUCACUGUCCUCAGCCGGCUUACGGGCGAUCCAAGAUUCGAGCAGUUGGCCAAGCGAGCGUUUUGGGCCGUCUGGAAAGCCAAGAGCGAGAUAGGUCUUAUUGGAAACGCUAUCGACCCUGAAAAAGGCGAAUGGGUCAGUUUCGACGCGGGAAUAGGUGCUGGCAUUGACAGUUUCUUCGAAUAUGCCCUAAAAAGCCAUAUCCUGCUGUCUGGUCAUGAGCUCCCGAACGUCACGAUAUCAGAGCCACCCACGGACCGACAGUGGCUCGAUCCCAACACGCUGCACGAUACGCCGUUGACGCCGGAGGAAAACUCCGCAGGGGCGUUUCUGGAGGCCUGGCACCAUGCACAUGCGGCCAUCAAGCGUCACUUAUAUAAUGACGCGCAUCACCCAUACUACAUGACGGGCCACCGUACCCGUGGAUACGCUUUCACGAGCUGGAUUGACAGCCUCGCCGCAUUUUAUCCUGGCCUGCUUGCUAUGGCCGGCGAAGUUGAGGAGGCCGAAGAAGCCAACUUGCUAUACACAGCGCUCUGGACUCGCUAUGGUGCUUUACCCGAACGAUGGUCGGUACGCGACCGACAGGUUGAUUCCGGCAUCGGCUGGUGGCCUGGUCGACCCGAGUUCAUCGAGUCGAACUACUACCUGUACCGUGCUACGAAUGACCCGUGGUAUGUACACGUCGGAGAGAUGGUUCUAAGUGACAUCAAGAGGUUGUGUUACACAAAGUGCGGUUGGUCCGGGCUGCAGAACGUCGACACAGGGGAGAAGGCCGACCGCAUGCAGAGCUUUUUCUUGGGCGAAACAACCAAGUACCUAUACUUGCUUUUCGACCCAGAGCACCCGCUGAACAAGCUCGAUGCUGCUUAUGUUUUCACAACCGAGGCGCAUCCUCUAAUUAUCCCUCGACGAAGGACGAAGCCGAAGAAGAAGCCGAAUUACCGCCAGCAGGCCACGAGCGUCAAUGUUUACUAUGACGAGAACUUUACAAACACCUGCCCUGCUCCCACAAAACAAGUCCCCUUGACAGGGUCGGUUCUUGCCGCGCGGCGCGACGUCUUUCACGCGGCAAGCUUUGUCAACCUCCACACUAUCUCUAACCCGCGGAGUGGUGUAGAGUUCGUCUCUGCAGGCAAAGGAAGCAAUGGGUCCAUUUCCAGAUACAAGGCAAACCAUGCCUUCUUCCCUUGGACGUUGCCGCGAUCUCUCAUUCCAGACAACGGCACCUGCGCGGCGUUGCCUUUCAAGCCUACGCUCAUCAUCGAAUUCCCGUCAAGCAUCCAACAAGGCAGUGUUGGCAGCGCCUUCAAUAACCUUUUCGCAAACACUGCCGCCUUCAAAACACCUGUGGGCGUCAGGAUAUCUGCUCUGAGCGGGCUGAAAGUCCAUUUUGUACAAGAGGACUCCUUCGACUCUGCCUAUGAUCAUACCUGGCGGGUUACGCAGGUUAACCACAUGCCUCUAGGACGAGACGAACCAGUCCACAUCGACGCAGAUCUUCUGAAGGGUAUCACCGACCCUCUCUUUAACCGCGUUCGGUACAACGGAUUCGUUGAGCUCGUCAUGAUGCACGGAGAACCGGAGGAGCGUAACGCCAGCGCUCCCGUGCCCGCUGAGGGAUUAGAAGUUGACAUUGGCGAUCUCGACGACCAGGUUCAGCUCACCGAAGAGGCCAGAUCUGAACUUGCGGAGGAUCAAGUUGCGGGCAAGAGCAUGAACACUGCCUACAGGUCUAUGCUGAAGUCCAUGAUCCGCGCUGUCACAUCUGUCUUCGACCCCACCAAUACGCCGGCGCCUCACCCCGCAGGGGAUCAGGCAGAGUUUCAUGUCGAAAGUUACAUGGGUGCCUUGGCCGUGGGCAAGGGAGCGGUUCCGCUCCCCGAUAUCCCCGACGCGUCCAUUCCCGCCGACGACACCCCGCCGAGCCUUCCGUGGCAGACAGUGUACCGCGCCGGCCUUGCCUGCGACGGCCGCCUACCGGAUGAGGCGCCCCGUCAUCACCAAGUCAUCGUCAUGCGCCGGGGGGGCUGCUCGUUCAGCGAGAAGAUGGCUAAUAUCCCCUCCUACACCCCAUCGGCACGCUCCCUGCAGCUCGUCAUUAUCGUCGACGAGGAUGAGCUCGAGACCAACUAUAUCUUGAGCGCCCCAGACUUGUGGGAGUACGACAUGAUCAAACCUCAUCUCGAUGUCGAGCAAAUCACUCCGGCGGGACUGCGGCGGCCGCAUCCCAUUGCCAUGGUGAUGAUUCGCGGUGGUGGACCUGAGGCAUACGAGAAGUUUGGAAACGCUCUGGGGGUGGGCGUCCGCAGAAAGUACUUUAUCGAGACGCAAGGACGGAGGGUGGACAACAUCAUAGUUCUAUGA
Messenger RNA from Colletotrichum higginsianum IMI 349063, 3204 nucleotides. RefSeq names its product alpha-1,2-Mannosidase. The transcript has 2 exons. Gene Ontology annotation, cellular component: endoplasmic reticulum; membrane. NCBI's taxonomy places the organism in Eukaryota, Fungi, Ascomycota, Sordariomycetes, Glomerellales, Glomerellaceae. Gene Ontology annotation, biological process: mannose trimming involved in glycoprotein ERAD pathway; endoplasmic reticulum mannose trimming; carbohydrate metabolic process. The coding region runs from base 1 to 3204 and encodes 1067 amino acids. The record is from RefSeq and is a predicted model, not a curated record. Gene Ontology annotation, molecular function: calcium ion binding; mannosyl-oligosaccharide 1,2-alpha-mannosidase activity.